Molecule: messenger RNA, 3860 nt
Organism: Ziziphus jujuba (common jujube)
Lineage: Eukaryota; Viridiplantae; Streptophyta; Magnoliopsida; Rosales; Rhamnaceae
Product: leucine-rich repeat receptor-like tyrosine-protein kinase PXC3
Exons: 2
Coding region: 361-3216 (951 amino acids)
Biological process (GO): protein phosphorylation
Molecular function (GO): protein kinase activity; ATP binding; protein binding
Source: RefSeq, a predicted model, not a curated record
UCUUCUUCUUCUUCUUUUGCAGUAUCAGACCAGCAGCAGGUCAGUCAACCCCACUCUAAACACGCCACCAUUUUCCCCUUUUUUUCCUUACAAAUUUCCAUUCUCCCAAACAAACCCCAAAAACCCAUCUCUCUCUCUCAUUUCCUUCUCUAUCUUGCAAACACUGAAUGUUUUAUGUUUUCAAGCUUUUCUUCUCCCUUCCUCUACUCUCUGACUUCUUCUCUGUUUCCUUCUACCUGAACCAAAAACACACUCACAAAUAGAUAUAUAUCCUUGCUUAUAUAUAUAUAGCUGCCCACUUGCAAACAUUUAUAUAGUACAAAAAAACAAAGUGAGGGAAAUCUUUUACACUCAGCAAAAAUGUUCUGGUAUGGGCAAAGUUUGCUCUUUUCUUUACUAUGCUUAUUCUUUUGCUCAACCAUGGUGUUUUCCGAACUAUCCUCAACCCAAAGAGAAGCAAUGGUUAACAUCUCUAAGAGUCUGAGUGGUAGUAAAGUUCCAUGGGAUAUCAACGAAGAGCCAAACCCCUGUUAUUGGAAGGGAAUCAACUGCAACUCCAUGAAUUCUUCCAUUACUGGUAUUACUCUAUCUGGGUUUUCACUCUCUUCCUCUGAUUUUCUGCCUAUUAUCUGCAAGCUUGAUUCUUUGCAGAUGCUUAAUGUAUCAAACAACCGGUUCGCCUUAAUCCCGGAGGAGUUUAUCACAGAUUGUGGGAAGAUUGAUGGGUUGAAACGGCUGGAUUUUAGCAAGAACAGGUUGGUUGGUAAUUUGCCUAAAUUUGAUGGUUUUGUUGGGUUGGAAAUUCUGGACUUGUCUUAUAAUUCCUUGGGUGGAAAAAUUAGUUUGGAGUUAGAAGGAUUGGUUGGACUCAAAAGCUUGAAUCUUAGUUUUAACCAAUUCACUGGGUCUCUUCCCACCCAGCUUGGAAAUUCCACGGUGUUGGAGGAACUUCUUAUGUCUGUGAAUCAUUUCGUUGGUACAAUCCCUGUAGGAAUUAUGGAUUAUCGAAAUUUGAGACUGCUUGACCUUAGCCAAAAUAACCUUUCCGGUUCUGUUCCUGAUAAAAUAGGUGAGCUAUCCAAGUUGGAGGUUUUGAUUCUCUCCUCUAAUAAGCUAACUGGAGAAAUUCCAAAAAGCCUUUCCGAUAUCACCACCCUCUUGCGAUUUGCAGCUCAUCAAAACCAGUUUUUUGGCUCGAUUCCCAGUGGCUUAACCAAAUCUCUCAAAAUUUUAGACCUUAGCUAUAAUUCGUUAGGUGGUUCAAUUCCAUCAGACUUUUUGUCACCACAAAAUUUGCAGACUGUAGAUUUGUCAAAUAAUCAGUUAAAAGGAUCCAUACCUACUGCAAACAUGUCUCGUAGUUUAGUCAGGUUGCGGCUGGGAAGCAAUCAACUUGAUGGGAAGAUCCCUGCAUCAUUUGAAGGACUUAAGAAUUUGAUGUACUUGGAGCUGGAUACCAACAACUUGACUGAAUCCAUUCCUCCUCAAUUGGGUUCAUGCCACAGCUUGGCACUGUUGGAUUUGUCUCAGAAUCGUCUGACAGGGACAUUGCCAGGGGAGCUGGGUAAACUUCAAAGCCUUCAAGUCUUAAAGCUUCAAUCCAAUCAUCUGACUGGUGAAAUCCCAGUUGAGAUUACCCAACUACUUAAUUUAUCAACUCUUAAUAUCAGCGGGAAUUCUUUGAGUGGUCCAAUUCCUUCUUCCAUUUCAAGAUUGCAGAAACUUACUAGCAUUAACUUACAGAGUAACCGUCUUAGUGGUUCCAUACCGGAUUCCCUUGCCAGCAUGACUAUACUUUUGGAACUCCAACUUGGGAAAAACCAACUGGGUGGAUACAUUCCAAAGAUGCCACCAAAUUUGCAGAUUUCUUUGAAUCUUAGCAGCAACCUCUUUAAAGGACCUAUUCCAAAAAAUCUUGAUGGUCUCUCUGCGUUAGAAGUGUUGGAUCUCUCAAAUAACGACUUCUCAGGUGAGAUACCAGAAUUUCUUACUGGAUUGAAAUCCUUGACACGGUUGAUACUUACCAACAAUAGCCUUUCUGGAUAUAUUCCCAAAUUUGCAACAUUUGUUGUGCUUGAAACCUUGGGAAACAAGGAUCUGAAGCAAGCUCCAAGUCCUAAUGCUUCCCCUGCUCCCCGUCAGUCAAAGAAGGGAACACCAGUGGCUGUGACAGUUGUUCUUGCAGUUGCAGCUGCAGUUUUCUCUGGUUUAGUGGUUACCAUCGCUGUUAUAUUAUUCUCACGCCGCUAUUACAAGGUUAAUGAUGAGCAAUUACAACCAAGGGAAGAUCCUCCACUCCCUCAGGUUCUCGAAGGCAAUUUCUUAACUGGAAAUGGAAUCCACAAAUCAAAUAUCGACUUCACCAAAGCCAUGGAAGCAGUUGCUGACCCGUCUAACAUAGUGCUGAAGACCAGGUUUUCGACUUACUAUGAAGCAGUCAUGCCAACCGGAUCAACCUACUAUGUCAAGAAGCUUAAUUGGAUUGACAAGAUAUUCCAAUUGGGCAGCCAUGAUAAAUUUGGAAACGAGCUAGAGGCUUUUGCGAAAUUGAACAAUUCAAAUGUAAUGAUUCCUUUGGCCUAUGUUUUGACAGUUGACAGCGCUUAUCUUUUUUAUGAAUAUGCUCCAAAGGGUACCCUUUUUGACGGUCUUCAUAAAAACAUGGGAAAUGAUAUGGAUUGGGCAAGUCGAUACAGUAUAGCAGUUGGGGUAGCUCAAGGUCUUGCUUGUCUUCACGUAUGUGCCUCGGGUCCAAUAAUUCUCCUUGACCUGUCAAGCAGAAACAUUUUUCUGAAGUCACUCAAGGAACCUCAAGUAGGAGAUAUUGAACUCUAUAAGGUGAUUGAUCCCUCAAAAAGCACCGGAAGCCUUUCAACUAUUGCUGGGACUGUUGGCUAUAUUCCUCCAGAGUAUGCAUACACAAUGAGGGUAACAACUGCUGGGAAUGUCUACAGCUUCGGUGUAAUUCUGCUCGAACUGCUAACCGGUAAGCCAGCAGUCAGUGAAGGGACUGAGUUGGCCAAGUGGGUAUUAAGCAACAGGGCACAAUAUCCUAACUCAGACCACAUCCUUGAUUUUAGUCUCAGCAGGACAUCGUCUGCUGUGAAAAGUCAGAUGCUUGCAGUUCUGAAAAUAGCUCUCGGUUGUGUUAAUGUGUCGCCUGAAGCAAGGCCGAAGAUGAAGAGUGUCUUGAGGAUGCUUGUCAAUGCAAGAUAGACAAGUAUCCGUAGCAGUUCCAUACAGAAGAUGAUUAUCAGAGUUUUGCACCUCCAAAAAAUCCCGGUUGAGUUGCUGAAAAUGAUUCAUAUUGCCAAAGAAGAUAUAAAAUCAUUCAUGAGAAAAGCAGUGUAGAUAUAGUAUAUAUGGUAUAUAUUUAUAUGAGGUUUGUACCCUAUUCAUAUGUAGUAUUAGAUUGCUUCUGUAUUUCCGAAUCAAAGUCCGUAGUUAACCUUUCCUUUCAACAGUUAGUAUUAGCCAAACAAGUCUGGAUGCAUUGGGUUUGUAAUUCCAAAACAUAUUUCAUAUAUAUAAUCAAAAUGAAUUAAGAAAAAAUUUGUUUUGCUGGUUUGACAAAAGAAAAAAAAAAAAAAUAUAUAUAUAUAUAUAUAUUAUUUAUUAUGUUAAAUGUUAUAUAUUUCAUCUUUUAGAUAUAAAUCUCUCUUCGUUUUUGUUUUUUGGACGAAUAUAUAUCUCUUUGAAUUUCAUUUUAUUGGCAUCUUAUUCCCUUUGACACAAAAUAAGCUUAUAAAGUUUUUAUUUAUUUAUUUUUUAUGGAACCUUGUAAAGUUAAUGUAUACUCGACCAGUAAAAUGCAUCAUGUCAUUGAUAAAUCAAAAUAAAAUGAUUAAAUUUUGAAUUUA